GCGCAUGCGCAUGUCAACAGUUUUGAUUUCAGUUUGUAAGUAUGGCACUGCAAGCGAAGCUCUUGAGAUUCAGUUUGGCUGUGAAUCGCAAUUUACUCAAAACAACUGCUGUCAGCAGCAAACGGUACUUGUCAGAAAAAGCGUCCUCCAAUCCGAAAGCAUCCGUUUCUGCCGAAAAUGCCGAUCAUGUUCUCUACACAGAGGAACAUUUUGCAUUAAAGGCAUCUUUGAGAAAGAUCAUUGAUCAAGAGAUCAACCCUUACGUAGACAAAUGGGAGGAAGAAGGGCUAUUUCCUGCUCAUAAGAUCUUCAAAAUUUUGGGUAAUGCAGGAUUUUUAGGAGUCAACAAACCUGUGGAGUAUGGAGGUCUGGGGUUGGACUUCAGCUACAGUGUGGCUGUUGCUGAAGAACUGGGGAAUAUCAACUGUGGAGGAAUUCCCAUGGCCAUCGGAGUGCAGAGUGACAUGGCUACACCUGCGCUGGCGAGGUUUGGUUCUGCAGAGCUCAAGAAAGAGUUCUUGCAGCCCAGCAUAAUGGGAGACGUAGUGGCCUGCCUUGGGGUGAGCGAAACGGGGGCCGGCUCUGAUGUAGCAAGCAUCAAGACUAAAGCUGUGCGCAAAGGAGAUGAAUUUGUCAUUAAUGGAGGAAAGAUGUGGACUACUAAUGGCACUCAGGCAGACUGGAUGUGCCUCCUGGCCAACACCAGCGAUGGCCCUUCACACAAGAACAAAUCCCUAAUCUGUUUACCUAUGAAUCUGCCAGGCGUUCAUAUCGCACGCAAGAUCGAUAAAAUAGGCAUGCGGUCGUCGGAUACAGCAGAGGUGUUUUUCGAUGACGUCCGUGUGCCCUGCAAAAAUAUCAUAGGCCAAGAGGGAAUGGGCUUCACGUACCAGAUGCUACAGUUCCAGGAGGAACGACUCUGGGGGGUGGCCAAUAUUCUGACGACCAUGGAGAAAGUUGUCCAAGAGACCAUUAAUUACACCAGACAGAGGAAGAUCUUCAGUCAGCCCAUUCUGUACCACCAGGUCGUUCACUUUAGGCUGGCUGAGCUCCAGACAGAAAUUGAGCUGUUGCGCUCCCUUCUGCAUCGCGCCACAGCUUUGUACAUUAAGGGAAACGAUGUGACAAAGUUGGCGUCAAUGGCCAAGCUGAAGGCAGGACGACUGGCCCGAGAGCUCGGUGACAGCUGCCUCCAGUAUUGGGGUGGCAUGGGCUUCACCAGUGAUGUCCUUGUCAGCAGGUUCUACAGGUCAUCAGAAUUAUUGUCCAUUGGUGCAGGAGCUGAUGAGGUGAUGCUGUCAAUCAUAUGCAAGUACAUGGACACUCUACCCAAGAAGUAACAUCACUCAUAUGAGCUCAGUUUGAAAAACAAAGUGCACUCAAAAGGAGAAUCUGACACUAAAUAUAAAUGAAGUGUAGUUGUAUCAGAUAUACAAGCAAUUAACAACUUCAAGUUGGAUGAUUUAUACCUUGCAGUAAAAAAGGGUUACAUGUAGUUAUAUAUAACAUAUGUAAAUUUUGAUUGUAGUUGUAAAUUACUGUUAAUAUGCAUGAAAAAAUGAAGUUUUCAUAAUUCUAAAGAAGCUUGUAAGAUUUCUGAGAAUUGUAAAUGGAAUAUAUGAAAACAAAGGAACUAUGUAAUAAUUCUCUCAAAAAUGACAUUUAUUUACAAGUUAGUUUCUGAAACUGAAAUAAACCAUGCAUUUUGUUAACCAUA
This is a messenger RNA of Labeo rohita (rohu), 1717 nucleotides long. RefSeq lists its product as uncharacterized. Lineage: Eukaryota; Metazoa; Chordata; Actinopteri; Cypriniformes; Cyprinidae. Gene Ontology annotation, molecular function: flavin adenine dinucleotide binding; acyl-CoA dehydrogenase activity. The transcript is spliced from 10 exons. The record is from RefSeq and is a predicted model, not a curated record. The coding region runs from base 42 to 1340 and encodes 432 amino acids. Gene Ontology annotation, biological process: fatty acid beta-oxidation using acyl-CoA dehydrogenase.